CCCUCCCCAGCUAUAAGAACCCAGAUGAGCAGGUAGUCCGGGUCCAUCCCUGAAAUGUUGAUCCUGAGGAGCCGCUGAAGGAACCACGCCGACCGCAGCGCCUCCUCCUCCUCCCUCCCUCUCUCCUCCGCCUUUCUCCCUCGCAGGUGGUUUAAUCUGUCCGGACUGAGAUGUAGUGGAAACGUCCCCUUCCCGCUCGGACUUUUUCUGACCUGGAGCCGCUGCUGAUCGCCGCUUACUUUCUUUCUUACUUUCUUUCUUUCUUUCUUUCUCUCUCCAUGAUGACUUUUGCCAUGCUGCGGCCUGUGACGACGCACUUGAUCUACUCCGACCUGUCCCUGCUGUCCGACGACGACGACAACCGCAGCGAGAGCGACGGCGGCUCGGAGCAGAGCUACGGAGACUCCAGCGAGAAACGCCGCAGGAUUUCGCGCAAGUUGGAAGGAGACUCCGGCGGCGGAGGCGUCAUCAAGCAGAGGAUCGCGGCCAACGCCAGGGAGCGAGGCCGGACGCAGAGCGUCAACACCGCCUUCACCGCCCUGCGGACACUCAUACCCACGGAGCCCGUGGACAGAAAGCUGUCCAAAAUCGAGACUCUCCGCCUGGCGUCCAGCUACAUCUCCCAUCUGGCCAACGUGCUCCUCAUCGGGGACGGCUGCGCCGACGGACAGCCGUGCCUCGGCGCGGUCCAUGUGCAGGAGGAGAGCGGCUCGAAGCAGCCGCGGACCAUCUGCACGUUCUGCCUCAGCAACCAGAGGAAAGGGAUAAAAGACGGAAAAGACUGUUUAAAAAUGAGAGGCCUGGCUCCACUGAGGCUGAGGCGCUGACCAACCAGCAGGGUGUCAUCAGCAAACAGGAGAAUAAUUCAAGCCUUACUCAGGGAAGAGUCCACGCUGGAGAUAACACACACACACACACACACAGAUAAAUACAUGCUUCAUUUUCUAAUCCUCUGCCAAAACUUCAACUUUUACAUUUUUUUUUUUUUGCCAAAUCUCAAUCCUAAUCCUGACUCUAAACUAAUCCUGACUCCAAACUAAAUCUCAAACCUUGAAGGUUCCCUCUCCCUCAGUGGAAACUGGUAGAAAUAUCCCCACGAGGUCGAUGUGUCGCUAACAUUUGUUACGCUCUUCUUUUUUUUUUUGCCAAAAAAAAUAUGUCCCCACAAGUAGGUCUACCAAGAACACACACACACACACACACACAUACACAUGCUUGAUGAAGAGUGCAAAGACUAUUUAUACUUGAUUAAUAACUGAACAUAAGUCUUUCACAGAUGCAGUGCAUUUGUUGGAAACUUAUGAGUUUGGUUUUUUUUUCUUUUGUUUUUUGUUUCUUUUUGUUGUUGUUGUUUUUUUG
Molecule: messenger RNA, 1359 nt
Organism: Cynoglossus semilaevis (tongue sole)
Lineage: Eukaryota; Metazoa; Chordata; Actinopteri; Pleuronectiformes; Cynoglossidae
Gene: tcf15
Product: transcription factor 15
Exons: 2
Coding region: 279-827 (182 amino acids)
Biological process (GO): regulation of transcription by RNA polymerase II; developmental process
Molecular function (GO): DNA-binding transcription factor activity, RNA polymerase II-specific; protein dimerization activity; RNA polymerase II transcription regulatory region sequence-specific DNA binding
Source: RefSeq, a predicted model, not a curated record